Molecule: messenger RNA, 1257 nt
Organism: Saccostrea cuccullata (small rock oyster)
Lineage: Eukaryota; Metazoa; Mollusca; Bivalvia; Ostreida; Ostreidae
Exons: 6
Source: RefSeq, a predicted model, not a curated record
AGCAGCAAGGGAACGUCAUCGUGCCAAUGAACACUUGUUUUGACUCGGGGUGUCGGAUUUAAUGUCUCAUCCGAAGGAACCGCAACUUUCACGUCGAAAUACAGAGCGCUUGAGGGCGAAAGAACAGUGGCUUCUCAUUUUUAUCGAUAGGUCAGUCGCGACCGAAUUUCAAACUCACGAUCUCCCGAUCUCAAAGCGAACACUCUACCGACUGAGCUAUUGUAAAUUAUCGCUUAUAAAAAUACAAGGCUGUAGAACCUACCAUGCUUAAAAAAAUUAAGAAAAUUGUCAAUGCUGAAAAUUAAUUUACAUCAAUAAAUAAUGCGCUGGAUGCGCCUGAAAAGUAAUUUUAAUUGAUAAAGACUAAAGAAAACUAAAAAAAUCUAAUAUAAAUAACGGCAUUUUGUAAAUUCUGUACAAAACAUCCUUUGAAUAGUUACAAAUAUAGCAACAAUCUAGGAAGAUUUUAUUUUUGCGUGACUGUAUACAAUGAGAGAGGACUAAUAAAUGUUUUUAAAUCACAAGGAAGAAUUUCUGUUUUCCAUAUCUCCGUUGGAAUUUGAUUAAUUAUAAGUGAGUAUUCAUUUCUUGGGGGUACAUACAACUGUACAUAUAUUUGUCCUAUAGCUAGUUAAAGUUAAGUUUUUCCUUAUUUCAGAAAUAUUAGAAAAUGCAACAUGGAAUGGAAGAAAUGCAAUACUGGAUCAGCGAGACAGCGACGAAGCAUUAGAAAUUUUUAAAAGACAACACCUUCAAGGAAAGGGAAUGCGUACUGUCUUUCUACUCGAUACAUCAGAGAGCAUGGCCGGAGAGGGGUAUAGGCAAAUGAAAAGAAGUUUCUUGGACAUUUUAAACGAAAUCGCUGAUCACAGGGAGGAAGAUGAAAACGUGGCAGUUCUGUGUUUUGGUCAAGAAGUCAAGUUUCUCCACUAUCUAUCAAACAACUAUGCAUCAAUAAGGAAGUGUAUCGAUAGAGUUGAAUGCAGGGGAAGUUCUCCUAUGGAAGCCGGAAUCCUUCUGGCCACAUCAUGUUUUCUCAAUAGAAGCAACCUUAUUACGGGUAUUAUUCCGACUUCAAGACUGAUCGUGAUUACAGAUUGCCGACCGACAGACCCCAUAGACAUUGACAAACCCGAAUCCCCAGCUGUCUCUGAAAAUCCAUUUAGUACUUUUAUAACAAGAUUACGAGCAACUGUGACUGGAACGGCAAUGCUGGGUCCUAUGUUGUUUAUUCCUGUUGGAUCAAAUCCAAAUAAG